Molecule: messenger RNA, 222 nt
Organism: Cricetulus griseus (Chinese hamster)
Lineage: Eukaryota; Metazoa; Chordata; Mammalia; Rodentia; Cricetidae
Source: RefSeq, a predicted model, not a curated record
AUGAAGACAUUCUUCUUUUUCUUUGCUGUUCUCUUCUUUCUGUCUCCAGCCAAGAAUGCAUUCUUUGAUGCAAAAUGCAACAAGCUAAAUGGGAGAUGUGCAAAUUAUUGUAAGAAAAAUGAAGAACUUGUUGCUCUCUGUCAGAAGUCUCUGAAGUGCUGUCUGACAGUCCAGCCAUGUGGAAGCAAAGGCAAUGACUCUGCUGAAUACUUGGCUACAUAG